Aedes albopictus (Asian tiger mosquito) is the source of this 1596-nucleotide messenger RNA. RefSeq lists its product as uncharacterized. NCBI's taxonomy places the organism in Eukaryota, Metazoa, Arthropoda, Insecta, Diptera, Culicidae. Bases 533 to 931 code for a protein of 132 amino acids. The transcript has 3 exons. The record is from RefSeq and is a predicted model, not a curated record.
AUUUUCCACACACUGGCCAAUAAACUCAUGCUGGUGUGUUGCUGGUGGUGACCUGGGUUUGUGCGUGUUCCAUGUCCAUGUCCUCUGCAUGGCCGUUUGAUCCGUUGGUGUAAAAAGAUCCAGCACCCCCACCCACUCUGCUGGUACGCUGCUGGACUGAUACCGCGACGAGCUGCCUGCCAGUCAGUAGCAACGACGACGACGAAGGCAAGCGAGAGAGAGCGAACAGAGCGCAGCAAGGAGAGGGUUUUCGAUUUUGCUGUCAAAACAAAGGAGAAAAGCCACCACCACCAAUCCUCCAAGCAAAAGUGGCAGCCAGCAGCACAGUGUUUUCUAGUGCGAGUGUGGAAAGGGCUUUUAUUUUUGAUAUUUUUUGCUGUUUUCCAUCGGACUAAAGGAGGCAUUUUGUCGGUCGAUUUGACCCGUUUCGAGUGGAAAACCCUAAGGCAUAGUCAGACACCGGGGCACAUUCCGCCCGAGGAUCAAAUUUCCUGUUUUGUGCAUUUUCUUCGUGCUCCCCGAGGAGGAAAAUAUGGAACGAAGCAUUGGCCGACAGGGACCGAUGAUGUCGUCCCCGGGAAUGUCCCGACGGCCUGGUGGAAUGCCACCUCGCGAUAGCUAUCAAUCACAUUCAUACCAUCAGCAGCAGUCCAGUCCACAUCAACAUCACCAGCAACAGCAGCAGCAGCAGCAACAACAACAGCAACAGCAUUCGCCAAGUCAAUUCCAGCAUUCUCAGCAUGAUGAGCUGAUACGAUACAUUCAUGAGGCAUGGAAUACGAUCACGCAAGACAAAAGCCAAAAUCCCCCAGUAUUCUACAAGAGUGUACCUGAGCCUCGGCUCGCCGGUUUCACCCCGUUCGAUCUGGAAGCCUACUGGGGUCGACGGUUAGUACACAAGAUCAACAUUUCGGCCCAUGGUCAUCAGUAGUUCCAGACUGGACUGGAAUAAUACCAAUCGAUUGGGCGUUAGAGGAAAGGGAAGGAUAAUUGAACAACAACAACAUAAAAAAACGGAUAAUUCGUAACCGUUGAUGGGGGGAAUAGACAUCAUUAAAAUCAACAGCAGAAACAGAUUGAAAAACUGAAAACUGAGACAGCUGGACGUGGUGAAUGGAUCAAUAGAAUCGGCAAUACACAUACACGGCCAUGAAUAUGGGCAACAUUGAACAGGUUACACAAACACGAUUAUAUUUUCCUUUUUUUUUUAUUUCUGCGAAAUUGGACGCAUUGGCAGAAGUUAUAUCCAUGAUUCAGAAGCAAAAUAUUUCUAAAUGUUAGAAAGACAGGUAAAAUUCGGAUUAUUUUCGAAAGGAUUUCGAAUCAAUGAAGCAAAAUCAACUGAACAACUAAUAUAACGAUCACUUAUUUUGAUUUACAAAGAAAACUGUUGUAAAUGCAAGCAAAAAGUAAUUGUGAAUAUUCAAAACCUACAAACUCUACGAAACAAUAAUGAUGGAAAAAUACAAUGGUGUUUUCACUUUUUUAAUAUGUUCUGUUUUCCGUUUAUUCUCUAUUUUGUUUUAAACUACACAUCUCUGUAAAAAAAACUAUGGAUGAAUUGAAAAUGUAAUAAACAGUAAAAGGGUAAACAUA